Messenger RNA from Hippocampus comes (tiger tail seahorse), 1511 nucleotides. RefSeq names its product MOB kinase activator 3C (gene mob3c). Bases 449 to 1099 code for a protein of 216 amino acids. NCBI's taxonomy places the organism in Eukaryota, Metazoa, Chordata, Actinopteri, Syngnathiformes, Syngnathidae. The record is from RefSeq and is a predicted model, not a curated record. The transcript has 4 exons.
AAGAGGAAGGAAUGAGAGAAGUCCUUUUCCCAGCCCUCCUCCGUUCGCAUAUGUUAGCAAGAGCAGACCCAGAAGACAAAGUCAGGAUGUGACAUCAUGUGCAGGAAGAGAAACCACACGACUAGUUCAACUUUUUCUUGAGUUGUGCUUUACUGCGGAGUGAAGUUGGACGUCUGUUUGAGGCAGGGAGAGAGCAGGGGGGGAGAUAAGGGGGAGGAGAAGGGGGUAAAGCAGCUGGGGAGCUGCCCUCCGAAAUUCACUCCGGCCUCUCCCAAAGCUUUUGCCAACAUUGUGGAGCCUCCGCUGUAGGACAGCAACCAGUAAACAUCCAAGCAUCUGCAGCCCGACUCGACUAGGCUUUUCUCCUCUUGAGACCUCAUCCAGGCCAGAAACUGUCGCCUUCAAGACUAUAAAACACUUAUUCUGGAGAGUACAAACAGCUGAGGACAUGGCUUUGUGUCUGGGUCAAGUGUUUAGCAAAGACAAAACGUUCCGACCUAGGAAACGCUUUGAACCCGGCACCCAGCGUUUCGAACUGUACAAGAAGGCCCAAGCCUCGCUCAAGUCCGGCCUUGACCUGAGGAAAGUGGUGCAGCUGCCCGAGGGCGAGAGCCUCAAUGACUGGAUCGCCAUGCACGUGGUGGAUUUCUUUAACAGAAUCAACCUGAUCUACGGCACGGUCAGCGAGUACUGCACCGAACGCACCUGUCCUAUUAUGUCCGGGGGCCUCCGGUACGAGUACAGGUGGCAGGACGGCGACGACUACAGGAAACCCACCAAGCUGCCAGCUCUCAAGUACAUGAACCUGAUGAUGGACUGGAUAGAGUCGCUUAUCAACGAUGAGGAAAUCUUCCCCACCAGAAUAGGUGUUCCUUUUCCGAAGAAUUUCCAGCAGGUGUGCAAAAAGAUCCUGAGCCGACUCUUCAGGGUGUUUGUGCACGUUUACAUCCAUCACUUUGAUAGCAUUUGCAGCAUGGGCGCCGAGGCCCACAUCAAUACCUGCUACAAGCACUACUACUUCUUCAUUUCGGAGUUCAACCUCAUCGACCACUCUGAACUUGAGCCCCUGAAGGAGAUGACCGAGAAGAUUUGCAAUUAAACUAGAGCUGAAGAAGACAAAAUGCCACCUUCAAUGGACUCUCAACUAAGAACUUUUCACAUUAAUGUGUAACAUGUUACAAUGUGAGCGGUGUGAGUGAAUGUCACUGUGAAUUUAAUUUUUUUGUUUACGAUCCAACCCCACUUUUUCAGGUGGUGUCAAGAUGUGUGUUACUCAUGGUAACAAUGGUGCUGUUUUUAUUUGAAUCUGAGGUGGUUAAUGAUUUCCUCUGUCUUUCCUCCCGUCUUUCAUCCUGUGCAUGUAUUUAUGGUUGUCCUUUUAUAGGCUAUUUUAAGCUUUUUGGACUUUUAUUGAGUAAAAUAUUGUAUUUUAGAAGUUUUUUGAAACUCUGAGUUAGGGUCCAGCUGAAAGGGAAAGAAUAAAUAUGAAUAAAGGGAAGUUUGGUUACCUU